AUGUCCUUUCCCAAUAACUUGUUAAGCCAAUCAACAUGGCGUCAAGUAGGACUCGGUCUCACGACGAUGAUCUUUGGCCUUGGAACCUUGGCCACUGUCUCGCCAACUACCGCCUCGAAGGGCCUCGGUGUCGUUCCUACCUCACCAGAAGGCUAUGAAAUCAACGAGAAGUCAAUGGUUUUUCUCGGUAUCCGUGACGUAGCCGCAGCUUUGACGUUGUUCUGGUUCUAUAGCGAACGCAAGGCUAAAGAGAUGGGUGCUUUGACGAUGGCCUCGGUUCUGGUAUGUGUUGCCGAUGCCUGGGUUGCAGCGUGGGGCCCAAACGGAUUCGGCAACAGGGUUUGGGGACUUUGCGGCGCUGGUCUUGCGAUGUUUUUCAUCAGAGCAGGAUUGUUUCAGUCCCAAUGA
Alternaria burnsii is the source of this 408-nucleotide messenger RNA. RefSeq lists its product as uncharacterized. Lineage: Eukaryota; Fungi; Ascomycota; Dothideomycetes; Pleosporales; Pleosporaceae. The record is from RefSeq and is a predicted model, not a curated record. Bases 1 to 408 code for a protein of 135 amino acids. The transcript has a single exon.